ACACCCCGCACGAUCGCAGCGCCACUGGAACCAAAACUCACCUGAUUUGACCGAUUUGACAUUCCUAGCAAUACACGAAGCAAGCCUAAUUUCGGCAUUUUCGGCUAAAACUUCGUCAUGCAACGAUUUACAUACUGAUAGAUUGCAAUCUCACGACUCUGAAUUAUAAUUCCAGCUGAUAAUUUUCUCUAAUUUCUUUGAAGAACCGGCCAAAGUGGGCUGUAAACAUUCUGAUUUCAAAAUUCUGAAAUGGAAGACGUUGACAAAAUCAUCAUUCACUCCCUCCGUCAAGUCGGAUGUGAGCUGGACGAAGACAUCCGCAGUAUCGGCCAGUUCAGCACCGAAUUGGUGGUGGAAGCAACGGCCCGGUGCCUCAAGAGCAUCAACCCUGAGGUUGACGCACCCUUAAGUAUGCCACCCUCGAUGUCGGUCCGCUUCAGAAUCGGAGCCACCCUUGCCCAAGCGUGUCAGGAUCUUGGAUACAAGGGAGAGAUUGGUUACCAAACAUUCCUCUACUCGACAGAAGCAGAUAUUCGCAAAGUCUUCAUGUUUCUUAUGGAACUGCUGCCCAAAGAGUCUGAAAAACUGCCUGUUGUGCCUUUAGAUAAAAAUUAUCUGCAAAGGCAAAAGGUAGUCUAUACUCUGAAGCAGCAGAUCUCAAAACCGUGGCUGCCUGUUAAGUGCCGCCGGAAGGGGAUAAUUUCCACUCCCAGUGGCCCUUUCGUCGACCCACUGACCUUGACCUCAAGUCAGUUCUCGAGUGUCCCGUUGGACCCAGUUUGGCCCAUCACUGGGCAGCUACCAGACAUGAGACAGCUUAUGCCUUCUCUCAUUGUUCUCAACGAGAGUUGCCUGACUUCAGCAGAGGCACUAGUUCUGACCAGGGUCAAAGACUGGAACUCGGUCUUUACCCUUGAAAAACCUGCAUUGCCCCCGAAACCCAAAUUCGACAAAGUGGAUGUGGCCAUCAAGAAGGAGGUGGAAGAGAAACUUGAAGAAGUGCCCUUAAAAAAUGAAGAGAUGAUCAUCGAAGAAUUGCAGGAGGAAGUUUCUGAAUUAAUGGCACAGAUCGAAAGUGCUCAGAGCGAUUUAAUUUUGAACAAGUCAAAAAUAUUAGAGAUCUCCAAUCAAUCAAAAUCACUUGAGGAAGAAGUCAAGUGUAGAGAUGAAAAGCUGAUGAGGGAAAGGAAGGUUGCAAAACUUCUGCCUGAAGCUGAAGAAAAUAUGCAGAAGUUGGACGAUUUAAUAAAAGAGGAGGUCAAAAAGUUGCUCUCCCUGGCUUCAAAGUGGGACAAACAUCGCGCGCCUUUGAUCGAGCAGUAUAGAGACCUGAGACAAAACUCCCAUCAUUUAACGGAAGCUCAAAUGCAGGCAGAAAUAGCAAGAGGUGUCGAGGAGAAGUUGAAGGAGCUGGCCAUUGAGGUAAAAGACAAGGAGCAACUGCAGGGUAGACUCAAAAUCGAGUAUGAAAAGAUGAACAAAGACAUUUCUAGAUCAUCGUACACUCGGAGAAUUUUUGAAAUUAUCGGCAACAUCAAGAAACAAAAAGAAGACAUAGAUAAAAUUCUGGCGGACACUAGGAUGGUCCAAAAAGACAUAAACCAACUAUCAGGUCGGCUGGACAGGUCAUUUGCUGUCACUGACGAAAUGAUUUUUAAGGAUGCCAAGCGAGAAGAGACGUCAAGGAAUGCCUACAAGUUGCUGGCCACGCUGCACAAUGAUUGUUCCAAAAUUGUAAAAUUUGUUGAAGAAACUGGAUCGAUUCUUAGGGAAAUCAGAGAUUUGGAGGAUCAGAUCGAGACUGAAACUUCAAAAAAUAUUUCCGCCAACUUGGAGAGGAUUACGGCAGAUUUGGUGCAAAUGCGAAAGGAGAGCGCUGCUCUCUCUGCCCAAUUGAAGUCAUUUUCGUCGUAAAAACUUUGCCUAAAACUAAAAAGGCAGUUUCGUGAUAAUCAAGAAAUUGAAUCAGUUCAACGCAUUUCUAAUACAUAAAUUUUCUAUUAGUUUAA
Neocloeon triangulifer is the source of this 2009-nucleotide messenger RNA. Its product is annotated as coiled-coil domain-containing protein 22 homolog. The transcript has 10 exons. The record is from RefSeq and is a predicted model, not a curated record. The coding region runs from base 250 to 1914 and encodes 554 amino acids. NCBI's taxonomy places the organism in Eukaryota, Metazoa, Arthropoda, Insecta, Ephemeroptera, Baetidae. Gene Ontology annotation, molecular function: cullin family protein binding. Gene Ontology annotation, biological process: positive regulation of ubiquitin-dependent protein catabolic process.